CUUCGUUUCCCGUCAAAAACACACUUUCUGAACACGCGCGUUCUCUCUCAUCAUCACAGUAAUGGCCGAAGUAGCAAAACCCGCACCAAGCAAAAACAGCUUUCAAGAAAAAGACAAACCCACCGAAGUCCGGUUAAGCAACAUUGUUGCUGCUAAGGCUGUUGGUGAUGCCAUCCGAACAUCGCUUGGUCCUCGUGGCAUGGACAAGAUGAUCCAAACCGGUAGUGGUGAAGUUGUUAUUACCAACGAUGGUGCCACGAUUCUUAAACAUAUGUCUGUCCUUCAUCCUGCUGCUAAAAUGCUUGUCGAUUUGGCUGCUGCACAAGAUGUUGAAGCUGGUGAUGGUACUACAUCCGUUGUAGUUCUUUGCAGCUCUCUUCUUGCUGCUGCCGAAAAGAUGUUGAACAAAGGUAUUCACCCGACUACUAUCGCCGAAUCCUUCCAACGUGCUGCCCAGAAAGCCGUCGAGUACCUUUCCGAGAUGGCCACUCCAAUUGAUCUUUCUGAUCGCGAAUCGUUGCUGAGAGCAGCUUCCACUUCCCUCAACUCCAAGAUCGUUUCACAAUAUUCCUCCCUCCUCGCUCCCAUUGCUGUCGACGCAGUAACGCGCGUGAUCGAUCCUGCCGUCACUGAUAAUGUGAAUAUCAAAGAUAUUCGUGUCGUCAAGAAAGUGGGUGGCACCAUCGAUGAUACCGAGCUCAUUGAUGGUCUUGUUUUGAACCAGAACGUGGUCAAGAGCGCUGGUGGUCCUACUCGUAUGGAAAAGGCCAAGAUUGGUUUAAUUCAGUUCCAGCUUUCACCACCCAAGCCUGAUAUGGAAAACCAAAUCGUUGUUAACGACUACAGACAAAUGGACAAGAUUUUGAAGGAGGAACGUCAAUACUUGUUGAACAUGUGCAAGAAAAUCAAGAAAUCUGGCUGCAAUGUGUUGCUUAUUCAAAAGUCCAUCCUCCGUGAUGCCGUCAACGAUUUGUCUUUGCACUUCUUGGCCAAACUUAAGAUUAUGGUUGUCAAGGACGUUGAACGUGAUGAGAUUGAAUUUAUUGCCAAGUCGCUUGGAUGUAAGCCCGUGGCCGAUGUUGAAUCCUUCACAGAUGACAAGCUCGGAUACGCAGAUUUGAUUGAAGAAAGCGACUCUGCAGGCUCAAGAAUUGUCAAAGUGACGGGCAUGAAGCACGCCGGCAAAACCGUAUCUGUCUUGUGCCGUGGUGCCAACUCGCUCGUCUUGGAAGAAUCUCACCGUUCGCUUCACGAUGCUCUUUGCGUCGUUCGAUGCUUGGUCAAGAAGAAGGCUUUGAUUGCCGGUGGCGGUGCCCCAGAAAUCGAAAUCUCGCAGAAAUUGAUGGCCUUUGCAAAGACCUUGAAGGGCAUGGAACAGUACUGUUUCCAGGCCUUUGCAGAGGCACUUGAGGUGAUCCCUACCACGCUCGCCGAGAACGCUGGUCUGAACCCCAUCUCAAUCGUCACUGAGCUUAGAAACCGACACGCUCACGGCGAAAAGACCGCCGGUAUCAAUGUCAAGAAGGGCACUAUUACCAACAUUCUCGAAGAAAAUGUCAUUCAGCCCCUUUUGGUAUCAACAAGUGCUAUGGAGCUUGCAGCCGAAACUGUCAAGAUGAUCCUCAAGAUUGACGAUUUGGUACAAAGCCGAUAAAUUUCUUUUUGAUUUUACUUUAUCAUGCAUCUAAAAACAAAAAUACUAGUAAAAGGACUAAAAGCAUUUGUCGAGAACAAAUAA
Molecule: messenger RNA, 1738 nt
Organism: Zychaea mexicana
Lineage: Eukaryota; Fungi; Mucoromycota; Mucoromycetes; Mucorales; Lichtheimiaceae
Product: T-complex protein 1 subunit delta
Exons: 9
Coding region: 62-1654 (530 amino acids)
Biological process (GO): protein folding
Cellular component (GO): chaperonin-containing T-complex
Molecular function (GO): ATP binding; ATP-dependent protein folding chaperone; ATP hydrolysis activity
Source: RefSeq, a predicted model, not a curated record